This is a messenger RNA of Heterobilharzia americana, 4722 nucleotides long. The record is from the annotation of a GenBank genome assembly. Lineage: Eukaryota; Metazoa; Platyhelminthes; Trematoda; Strigeidida; Schistosomatidae.
AUGUCGGUGAUGGCAGUUCAGCAGGGUCCAUUUAUGAAAGACCAGUUGGUCCAGUUACGAGCCCAGAUCAAUGCCUUCAAAUUACUUUCCAAGUCACAACCAGUCCCCGAAACAUUGUUAUUGGCAGCUGAAGGAAGACAACUUCUGAGUCAUGCAUCUAUUGUAAUGACUGGACCGCCUGCUCCAAAUAUACCUGGACACCAAUGGUCUCAGUCCACUAUAGCUUCUAUACAGAGUGCACCAUUCGUAGGGGUUUCCCAAACAUCUGUCGCUCAGAGCGAAUUUCAUCCAACCAAUCCUACAUUGGCAAUUCCCUCUCGUGUGCGAGCUAAUGUGCAACCGGGUUUGGUGGCUGCACGUAUAGGUCCGUCAGUUGGUUACCAAUCAUAUACGGGAUCGGCUUCAACCGGAACCAUUUUACCUACUGCUGCUAGUACUUUUGGAAGAAGUAGGCUUACUCCCAUUCAACGUCCUCAGGGUUUAGAUCCCGUAGAGUUGUUAAAAGAAAGAGAACAACGUAUUCAGUCUCGUAUUGCACAGCGUAUUAAAGAGUUAAGUACUCUCACUGUAUUUGCUACUUCUGAACAGAGAGUUUCACUAUUAAUUGAGCUUCGUGCUCUUCGCUUAUUGAAUUUCCAACGGCAGCUGCGGCAAGAUAUAGUCUCGGCGAUGCGACGAGAUACGAGCCUUGAGACAGCUUUAAAUGUAAAAGCGUACAGAAGACCGAAGAAACAAACACUUCGAGAGGCUCGGUUUACAGAAAAGUUGGAAAAACAAAUGAAGCAUGAACAAGAGAAAAGACGCCGUCAAAAGCAUCAGGAAUUUUUGAAUGCCAUUCUUAGUCAUGGGAAGGACUUCCGAGAGUUUCAUCGUAACGUUAAUAGCCGAAUGAUAAAGAUAAAUAAAGCUGUUCUAAAUUACAAGGCCAACGCUGAACGUGAUAAGAGGAAGGAACAAGAACGGAUAGAUCGUGAGCGCAUGAGACGUCUAAUGGCUGAGGACGAAGAAGGUUAUCGGUGUCUUAUCGAUGCAAAGAAGGAUCAGAGGCUUCAUCAUUUACUGACUCAAACCGAUGAAUUUAUUAGUAAUUUGACCAAGCUUGUCCGCGAUCAUAAGCGAGAACAAAGCAAGCAACGUUUUAGGGAAAGAUCAGAAAGACGAAAGUUUGCUCAAGAAUCAGCUCUUCAAAAUGCCGUUGUAUUGUACCGAAAAUUAGCUGAUGAUGUUAUAAAAAGUGGGGGAGCACCACCAAGCUAUUUAGCUACUCUGCCAUCUACUGAGAAAUUUCCAGAAGAACUUAGCCAAGUAAACCGUGACUGGGUAUGCGGCAAAAUGUCCUCGUCUAAUAUACAACUACCUGAAGUUCGUAUACCCAUGUAUCAGACAACAACAAAAGAAACUGUUGAAGGCGAUGCUGCACCAUUGGCUUCAGAAGUCUAUACGUGGCUUCAAGAUCAUCAAGGUUGGGAGAUUCUUCCUACUGAUACUGACGGCUCGGUGAUACAUGAUUUAUUGGAAACAGAUGAUGAGUACAAACGUAAACGCAAAUUUGAUGACGAUGAUGAUGAUGAUGAUAAUAGUAUGGUGCAUGUAGGUACUGAAGAUGAUGAAUAUAAUAAACGUGGUGAGUCUGGUGCUAACGCACCUCAAUCAUAUUAUACACUUGCCCAUGCUGUGCGUGAAGACGUCAAGGAGCAAGCUAGCAUUCUCGUUCAUGGUCGACUAAAAGAAUAUCAGUUGAGGGGUCUUGAAUGGCUUGUUUCAUUAUAUAACAAUAACUUGAAUGGUAUACUAGCUGAUGAAAUGGGUCUUGGCAAAACUAUUCAAACGAUUGCUUUGAUCACUUAUCUAAUGGAAAAAAAGCGUGUGAAUGGACCAUUUCUAAUUAUCGUGCCACUUUCAGUCAUGUCGAAUUGGGCAAUGGAAUUCGAUCGAUGGGGGCCAAGCGUAAAGAAGAUAUUGUAUAAGGGUUCACCUCAAGCUCGUCGACUUCUCCAGACGCAAAUAAAGGCUUCGAAAAUAAAUGUGCUAUUAACAACUUAUGAAUAUAUCAUCAAAGACAAAGCUGCCCUGUCCAAAGUAAAGUGGAAAUAUAUGAUAAUCGACGAAGGUCAUAGAAUGAAAAAUCAUCACUGUAAAUUAACUCAAGUACUGAAUACCUACUACACAGCACCUUAUCGACUUCUACUUACCGGUACACCUUUGCAGAAUAAACUACCUGAAUUAUGGGCUUUGUUAAAUUUUCUACUGCCGACAAUUUUUGAAAGUGUCAAUACAUUUGAACAGUGGUUUAAUGCCCCAUUUGCUGCAACUGGGGAAAAGGUUGAGUUAAAUCAAGAGGAAACACUACUUAUUAUUCGUCGUUUGCACAAAGUGUUGCGUCCAUUCUUGUUACGUCGACUGAAACGUGAAGUUGAAUCUCAACUGCCCGAAAAAGUUGAAUAUGUGAUUAAAUGUGAAAUGUCAGACUUACAAAGAGUUCUGUAUUCGCAUAUGCAGUCUAAAGGUGUCAUUCUAACCGAUGGAUCAGAAAAAGAUAAAAAAGGCAAAGGUGGUUGUCGAACUUUAAUGAAUACUAUUAUGCAACUAAGAAAGAUCUGCAAUCAUCCAUUCAUGUUUGCACAUAUUGAAAUGGCUAUAGCUGAACAAAAUUUUUUAAAUGUACACAACGGUAACCCACCAACCAGUCUGCCAGUGCCAACACAAGUUGAAGGUAAAACGUUGUAUCGAGCUUCAGGAAAAUUCGAACUGUUGGAUAGAAUUCUACCUAAGUUAAAAGCUUGUGGACAUCGUGUACUGAUAUUUUGUCAAAUGACAAGCUUAAUGACAAUUAUGCAGGACUACUUCGACUAUCGAAAUUUCCGUUACCUGCGUCUUGAUGGAACUACACGUUCAGAAGAUCGUGGUGAGCUGCUGGUGAAAUUCAACGAUGCUUCGGAGGAUAUAUUUAUUUUCUUGCUUUCAACUCGUGCUGGUGGCUUAGGUCUGAAUCUUCAAGCGGCAGAUACGGUUAUUAUAUUUGAUUCAGAUUGGAAUCCACACCAAGAUCUACAGGCUCAGGAUCGUGCUCAUCGAAUCGGUCAGCAGAAUGAGGUUCGGGUCCUACGUUUGAUUUCCAUCAAUUCAGUUGAGGAGAAAAUCUUAGCAGCAGCACGUUUCAAACUGGAUGUGGAUCAAAAAGUUAUUCAAGCCGGUAUGUUUGAUCAGAAGUCUACUGGUAUGGAACGGCGGCAGUUUUUACAGGCAUUACUUGAACAAGACGAAGAAGCCGAUGAAGAGGAAGAUGAAGCUCCGGAUGAUGAAACCAUUAACCAAAUGUUAGCGCGUAACGAAGAAGAAUUUGAAAUCUAUCAACGGUUAGAUGCUGAACGUCAAUUCGCUGAGAGUCAGCAAGCGAAACGAGAGCCGCGUCUAAUGGAAUUUUCAGAAUUACCAAAGUGGAUUGUGCGAGACGAUAUCGAGCUUGAACGAAGCUUACUAUUGGAAGAGAGUGUGUUUGGAAUGAAACGUCAACGUAAAGAAGUGGAUUAUUCAGAUGCACUUACAGAGCGACAAUUCCUGAAAGCAAUCGAUGAAGGUAGUCUGGAAGAAGCUGAAGAACGUCAGCGUCAAAAACGAGCAGCACGUAAAAAGCGUAAGCGGAUAGAUGAUUCUAGUUUUAUGGAUGAUGGUAGCUCUGAAGCUGGAAGUGUUAUUAUGGCUGCACCACAGGCUGCCAAACGACGUCGUGGACGUCCACCUCAUGGCUCUUCAACUGGUAGUACAUCAAGGUCAUCGAACCAGUCGAUUUCACCAAAACUUGCUAAAAAGUUACAACGUCUGUUGGAUAUUGUAAUAGAAUAUAAGGACAAAGAUCAAAGGAUUCUCAGUGAGCCUUUCAUGAAAUUACCGACAAGGAAAGAGCUACCAGAUUAUUAUGAAGUGAUCAAGAAACCGGUAGACUUUAAUCGUAUUCGACAGCGUGUGAAAGAUGGGAAAUACCGAUCAGUUGAUGAAUUGGAAACUGACAUUUUACUUUUAUGUAAAAAUGCUCAAACGUAUAAUAUGGACGGAAGUUUAAUUUUCGAGGACUCAGUGGUACUGCAAUCCGUAUGGACUAAUGCUAGAGAACGAUUGGAAGAAAUCGAAUCACGGCAACAGUCCGAUUCUCGUCAAUCAAGCCACUACAACACUUAUUCUAGUCAGCAUCAUAGACAUGUAACCAUAGAUGAUGAAGAUGAUGAAGAAGAACAAGAGGAUGAAGAUGAACCUACAACUGAUGGAGCAGAAAUCACGACGGGAAACGGUCAGCAGAAUAUCCCUGAAAAUUCCGUGAAUGAAGAUAGUCUCGGAGGUUUAGACGAUUUAGAUGAUGAAGAAGACACUAUGGACGAUCCUAUGGAGGAUGAUGAUAGUGCUAGCCGUAGUUCGUUUAGUAGUAAGGCUAGACGUGCAUCACGAAAGCCUACAUAUUGCAUUUCACGUAGUACGAACAGUUCAGUAUCUGUCAUCUCAAAGGCGAACCUUCCACCUGGAUCUCACAGUCAUUCGCGUCCACUAGUUAAUGCUGAGUCUGGGGAACCAGUCGUAGAGUCAAUACGUAUUAACACUUCCGGUACUGAGAAUCUCCUACCACCGAGAAAGGCUCGUUCACAUAAACGUGUAAUGGUUGAUGAUAGUGAAGAAGAGGAAGACUCAGAUAACGAUGUGGGUGACGAUGAUCCUGAUGAUGAAGACUUUUAG